This is a messenger RNA of Botrytis fragariae, 351 nucleotides long. Its product is annotated as putative major facilitator superfamily protein. The coding region runs from base 1 to 351 and encodes 116 amino acids. Lineage: Eukaryota; Fungi; Ascomycota; Leotiomycetes; Helotiales; Sclerotiniaceae. The record is from RefSeq and is a predicted model, not a curated record. The transcript has a single exon.
AUGCCUCCUCGCCUAUUCCAGCAUCGCACAUCAGCCAUUAGUUUCCUCCUCAUCUUCCUCGCUUCCACCAUCAUCACCGCUGCGAAUUGUUUCCUCCCGGUCUACUUCCAAGCUGUGAACCAAGCAUCCCCGCUCGAUUCAAGUAUCUACUAUCUCUCAUUCGCGCUGGCCAUCAUCCCAGUUGGCGGGCUCAGCGCAGCAUUUAUAUCGAAACCCGGUCUUUAUAUCUCUCUCCACGCAAUCGGCUUCGCACUCUCGCCAUCGGAGCCGAACUCCUCUCAACGCUACCGCAACCUCCAACCGCGGUUCUUGGAUCGGAUAUCAAAUCAUCACACCAGCGACGCAGGUUAA